Messenger RNA from Rotaria sordida, 1062 nucleotides. The record is from the annotation of a GenBank genome assembly. NCBI's taxonomy places the organism in Eukaryota, Metazoa, Rotifera, Eurotatoria, Philodinida, Philodinidae.
AUGUAUAUAAAUAAUCUUCCACAUUAUGUUUUAUAUAAUAUAUGUAAAUAUUUAUCUUUCAUUGAUAUUAUAAACUUAUCAAAAACAUGCAAACAAUUAUAUAUUUUAAUCGAAAAAGAUAAUUAUUUUUGGAUGAUAUUAAUUCAAAAUCAUUUUGGAUCGAAAUUAUAUCAACGUUAUGUUAAUGAAAUAUUUCAAAACAAGAAAAAUUCCAAUUAUGUUUUAUAUCGUACAGAAAAAGAUAUACGAAAAUUUGAAAAAUAUUUUCGAAGAUAUUCAGAAUUUCAAAUGUGUAAUAUUUGGUUAUUGAAUGUAUUAAAUAGUAAAGAUAAUAGUGAUGGUUAUAUAGCUCAUAAAAGUAUAGUUGAACAAAACCAACGUCCACGUACAAAUGAAUUAAAAAUGUCUUUAACAAUUGAAGAAUUAUUUGAAUCUUAUUUCAAUAAAAAUAAAUAUUUAAAUAAAGAAAAUAUUCUACAAAUAUCAAUAUAUAAAUUAAUUUAUUUUUAUUUCAUUGAAUCUAAACGUUUAUUAGGUGUUGAUUUAUUUGCAAUAGAUCUAUCUUGUACACGAAAUCAUAGACAUUGUCCCGUCCAAAAAUAUCUCAAUCAUGAAUAUGAUUCAAAUAGUUUAACAGGUCGAUGUGUCCGCUUAUAUUCAAUUCGAUCGGGAUAUCUAGCUGGUAUAAAAGGAAAAUUUAAAUCAAUAUUACCUGGAAUCUAUGAAAUUAUAUGUCGUAUUAAAUUGGAUAAGAACAAUGAAUAUUUAACAUAUUAUAAUGAACGUUGUAGUAGAAAUCAUGCAUUAGAAAAAAAUGUGGAAGGUUAUUUUUAUGCAUUAGCUGAUUAUGGUCUUGAUUGUGAAUGCGAUGGAAAAAAAAUGAAUUUUGAUUGGUUUGAAUCAAACUAUUUAUUACAUGGUAAUACUAAUUGGUAUAAUGAAACGAUGGGUAAAAUAAAAGUAUUCGAAUUAUCGGAUAUUUAUUUUGGAUUUCGAAUUAAAUUAGAUUAUGGUUAUCGCAAUAUUUUAUUUGACUACAUACAAUUAAAUAUUAUUGAAUAA